Molecule: messenger RNA, 1845 nt
Organism: Malus domestica (apple)
Lineage: Eukaryota; Viridiplantae; Streptophyta; Magnoliopsida; Rosales; Rosaceae
Product: transcription factor MYB97
Source: RefSeq, a predicted model, not a curated record
UUGAUAAUGACACCCAACAGCAACGACAGCAUCAAUAUCAAUGGCGGUUCAAUGCUACAGAGCCAGGGACUGCCGGAGUCCAGAGGAGGUGACGGAGGUGGUGGGCACGUGGUGGAGGGCCGCAAGGGUCUGAAGAAAGGGCCGUGGACGGCCGCCGAGGACCAGAUUUUGAUGGAUUACGUGAGGAAGCACGGCGAGGGAAAUUGGAACUCGGUGCAGAGGAACUCGGGCCUCAACCGGUGCGGCAAGAGCUGCCGUCUGCGGUGGGCCAACCAUCUCCGCCCCAAUUUGAAGAAAGGCUCCUUCUCUCCGGACGAGGAAAGGCUCAUUCUUGAGCUCCACUCCAAGUACGGUAACAAAUGGGCACGCAUGGCUUCUCAGUUACCUGGACGAACAGACAACGAGAUAAAGAACUACUGGAACACGAGGGUGAAGAGGAGGCAACGCCAAGGAUUACCAUUAUACCCCCAUGACAUCAAGCAAUCCCAGCAUUCCUAUUCCCAUUCCCAUUCCCAUUCCCAUUCCCAACCCACAACCACUCCCCAAAACUCCCUUCAACCCAACACCAAUAACUCCCCAUCCCCAACUUUUUGCUUCCAAAUCCAAAGCCCUACCCAAACCCACCACCACCACCACAUCCCACCGCUCUCCCCAACUACUCCGUGUCUCUCUCCUCUCUCCUCCCCUCACCAACCCAAACCCACUUCUCUUACUUCCCUCCCCCUCUUUGACCCCACCGCCACCGCCUCCACCUCUUCGUUCUCCUCCUCUACCCCCUCCUUCACCUUCCACCGCCCCGCCCCCAUCCUCGGUGCCCCGCUCCGCUACAAACGCUGCCGCGACUCCGUUGGAUAUUCCCCGCCGAUCUCCCCAACCCCGCAACGGUACACUUCGAUUCUACGAACUAGCUCGAUGCCUGACAUCGCCUCCUUUCAGUUGACAGCUGCUGGCACUAGCACGAUGCCCGAUAUAUCUUCCUUUCAGUUCCCGAGGACUUUUAACAACCCUUUCCCGCCAAUGCCACCAACACAGUUCGAGUACUCCGACGGUUUGUUGUCGCCUUCCGGCUCAGUUUACUCAGUCCAGUCGGAGCUCCCUUUAAACCAAGUUUCCCAAAUGCACUCCGAGAUUACCAUUGAUGCCAACGUAAGCUCAGCAGUGGCGGCGGAGUCAGUGGCCGAUGAGAAUAACAGCGGUAAUGGGCUACUGGAAGACAUGUUACAAGAGGCUGAGGCAUUAGCUCGCGGUGGCUGCGGCGGUGGUGGAAACAAUAAUUCACGGAUGAGAGGAAAUGGGAUGUUGGGUUCGUUUGAUGAGAAGCAAGUGUCGGAUGAUUAUGGCCGGUGGCUGCAGUCUACAACCUCCAUGGCUAGCUCAUUAUUCGAAGCAAAACCAAUCCAUGAUGAUCACCUGAAUUCAAUGCCUGAAGACUUGUCAAAGCUGUUCAGCUUCAUCCCUUCAACCGAGCCAGUCUCCGAUUGGUAUAGCGACAGCGGAGAACUCUCCAAUGGUCACUCGUCGGGCAUGACAGAUACCAGUUUGGAUUUUGACAUGCAGCAUAUGGCCUCAUUGUUCCCCAUUACUGCCACAGGAGAGCAUGGGAGAGCCUCUAGCUCUUGGGAUAACUUGCCUGGGAUUUGCUGAGGAUAGUUCCAUCUAUAUACAUAACAGAAUAGUAUAUAUAAUUACAUAUUAUUAAGAGUGAAAUAAAAGCUCUGAUGGCUUAAUUAAAAGAAAGUGUAUUUUUUUAAGUAAUUUCCUUGAUGGUGUUUGUUUUCAUCAUGGUUAUCAUUGUCUUCAGACUUACCAGACCUGGUAUAUAUUGUAAUAUUAAUUUAUGUUUAU